AUGUUCUACUCCGUAAUGCUCGCUUUCUUCUGCGUGGCGAUCGCCUGCGCCGUCCGAUUCGCGGCUGAGCGGCGGGAGCGACUGAAGCAGCACGCUCGCCGCUGCACCGUCGUCCGGCGGGCGCCGCCGGCCACCACGCCAGCACCUGCACUGCGUGAGAGUGCGAGUUGCGCAACUGAGGAUCCUGCGGCCGCGGGCGUGCAGGAGCUGCGCACGCCGGCAGCGGGCCUCGGCGCCUCGACUCGGCAUGCCGGCCACACGCCGUGGCUGGGCUCACGGCCGCCGAGCGCCAAUGGCGUCCUCUUCUCGCCGACGACACCCUUCCCGCUCCCGCCCGCGUCUGGAGCGGCCGCGCAGUCAUCGGCUUCGACGAGCGGCGCCCUGCUGCCCGGCGCGCCGUCGCUACCGCUGCCGCCUCCGCCGCGGCACGCGGCUCAGGAGAGCGAUGCUUUUGGCUCCGGCGCAGGCUGCUGCGGUGGCGCGCCGCGCGCCUCGCUCGACGCCGCCUCGCCGAUGGACAUGGACACUGAGGAGGCGUCUCCGGCAAACGGCCACCAGGCAAGCGGCGAGCUGACGGCCACAGCCCGGGGCGAGGAGGGGCACGCGGUGCACCUAUGCGACGUGCUCGCGCAGUACCACACCUCCUCGAGCGGCGCGCCGCCGGCCGCCUCCUCCUUCCGCUGUGUCUCGCAGACCGGCGCCAAGGGACCGAGGUCGGCAGCCGACCCCGACCCCGACGGCGGAGGACGAGACGGCGGAGGAGGCGUGAGUGCAGGAGGCGUGAGUGCUCCGCCGCCCGCGAGCAAGCGGGCGCGCUUCCUCGUCCUCGAGCGGUGCACGCCGCCGUCCCCCUCCCCGCCGCCGGGGUCGGGGUCGGGCGCGCCGGCACCUGCAGCGGGUGGGUUUGGGGCGCCGGUUGCCCCCGCCCCAGCCACGCCUUCGCUCUUCGGCGGCGGCGCUCCCGCGGCUUCGCCGUUUGGCGCUGCAGCACCGGCAGCGCCCGCUUUCGGCGCCGCAGCGCCGGCUGCUCCCGCUUUUGGCGCGAGCGCGAGCGGCGCGGCGUCGACUACUUUCGGGGGAUCUGCAUUUGCCAACGGCGCUUCGGCCACGCCGGCGACCACUUUCGGGUUCGGUGGCGCCGCGGCCGGCGCAACGCCGGCGGCGCCAGCUUUUGGCGCGGCUAGUGGCGGCGCGGCGGCACCGACCUUUGGUGCGGGCGCGCCGCCCGCGUUUGGGCCCGCGACCACGGCCGUCCCCGCGGCGGGCAACCCCUUUGCGAUCGGGGCGAGCGAGACUGCGGGCCGCAGUAAGGCGCGGACGGCGCGGAAGCCUCUCCGCAAGCCGCGUUGA
This is a messenger RNA of Emiliania huxleyi CCMP1516, 1350 nucleotides long. RefSeq lists its product as hypothetical. Bases 1 to 1350 code for a protein of 449 amino acids. NCBI's taxonomy places the organism in Eukaryota, Haptophyta, Isochrysidales, Noelaerhabdaceae. The transcript is spliced from 5 exons. The record is from RefSeq and is a predicted model, not a curated record.